Molecule: messenger RNA, 2340 nt
Organism: Macrosteles quadrilineatus (aster leafhopper)
Lineage: Eukaryota; Metazoa; Arthropoda; Insecta; Hemiptera; Cicadellidae
Exons: 7
Coding region: 120-911 (263 amino acids)
Source: RefSeq, a predicted model, not a curated record
GUGUAAUGUGUUGUUUUCGUUGACUUACUCUAUACCACACCCCUUUCGUUCGUCCCUUUCUGUUGUCAUUUUCAUUUGUGAAAUAAUUUUGUUCGUUACAUCAAAAAUUUGAAAAGAAGAUGAAUCCAGGCAAAAAGUCGCCCAGUAUGGGCACGCCAUCGAUGUACUCCCACAUCACAACAAGGUCAUCAGCGAAUCUUAAGUCCACUCGGUCUAUGCGAUCCGUUCGGUUGCCUUGGUAUCAACGGCCAAUAUUGACUGAUGCAUAUUUCAUUGAUAUUCAAAGGGGAUCAUUGUUUUUCUCUAUUUAUUCCCUGUUGUUGAGCAUCUUCACACUGAUCACAGCAGUUUUUGAUCUUUAUUCCCUCGGAAUGGCUGCACCAGGCUCAACUCACUACGGCUUCUACUUCAUCAGUUAUCAGUUUGUUUAUGUGGGAAAUAGAUAUGUGCGGAACAUCUUGAUCCUGUUUGCAUUGUUCUCCUUGAUCGCAGCCGUGGCUGUCCUUGUUUCCAGCAUCAUGCUUAUAAUAGCCCUAAGAAAGGAGUACGAGCACAAGAUAGUUCCUUGGUUGUAUGUGUUUGCCGUGUUUACAAUCUUGCGGUUCCUGGCCUGGUUGUUCUUCUCCAUAGUCAAUGAUCUGAUAUUCGGCUACAACAUCACCAUGUGUCUUCUCUGGGCAGUAUUUACUGCCCUCAACAUCUACGGCUGGAUCCUCGUCUACUCUCUGUACCUGGAACUGUCUGAUCUCACUAAACUGGAAGACCUAGCUCACUUGCGUCUUGGGUUGUCUAUGAACCCUGCUCACCACAUGGGAACCAUGGCUUCACUGAAUGCGUCCACCACUCAUUCGUUGGCUGGGUCCAGACCUACUACCCCACAUAGCACAGUAUCAACCCAACCAGUCAUGUAAACAAACCAUCAAGAUCUCACCACGAUUACCUGAGUAAGGGUGUCAGUAUACCAAGAGAAAACAUACUGCUGAUAUUUUUGCAAGUGAGGAGUGUGGUGAGCAAAUGUACUAACAGAAUUUUUAAAAUUUGUAACUUUUUAAUGGUGAAGUCCUUGUGACAUGCUUGGAUUAAAUUUCUACAUCUGCUAGAUUAUCGCACAUGUUAUUAUGAGUUAAAACUCACAUAUCUUGUGAUUUAAGAAAGAAAAAUUAGCUAGUACUUACUUUUUAAGCUUGAGAACAAUCUUUUGAAAAACAAUCAUGUAUUGAGUUUUAGCAUUGACUAUUGGAUACAGAAGAAGACAUCCCAUCUAUACGGAUCAGCUGUCGCCAAUUUUUUACUAAAAAAGAAUGUAGUUGUGUGAGCCAGUCACAGAUUGCACUAGUGUCUAAAACUCUAUUUUGUACCUUAUUUUUUGUUACUGACAGUUGCUGGGUCAUAACAGUUGCUAUAGCACAUAAUAAGUCAUUCCAUCAGUUUGACUUGGUAAAAACCAUCGUGUAAUUGGCAGAAAUCGAUAAUUUAGAUCAGCGCAAUCUGUAGGUGGCUCACAUCAACUAAGAACUAUUUUAUUAAAAACCUGGCUACAACUGUAACAUGGGGAUGGAAUGUCUAGUUGUUGUAUUAUUAGUCAAAGGUUUUAGUUAAGUAAUUUCUGUAAAUGUAAAAUCUCGAAUGUUUUGUCAGUUUAUAUAAGUUGAACAUAAGUUUGAGGAGCUAUCGAUAUCUCAUCUUGUAUAAAACCAUACUUUUAAUUUCCCUUGUUAGUGUCAUAGUAUUACUAAUUUUGUAUUUUUUUUUACAUUUUUGAUUUUUUGAAUAUGAUUGUGUGAAGCACAUUAUAAAGCAUAUUAUUUUCUAAGCUAGUUUUUAGAACAAAAAUAGAACAAAUUUUGACUGUCCCUUAUCAUACAUACCUAUUGUAUUUAGUUUUGAAACAAAUUUGUAUUUAUUUGUACAUUUCCAGAUAGUUGAUCAAAGUGUUUGGUAACUCUUAAGCUGUAAAACUAGUUUCCAAGUAAUGUGUUGAUCACACUUAGCUUAUUAUUUAGUUUCUGCUUUUUUCUUUUGCUUUGUUUUUUUAUAUAUUUUUAUAUUUAAUACACUUAAGACUACUUUCUGUCAGUUAAACAACUGGCAGCUACAACUAGGCAAAUGGUAUUGUAUUAUUUUUACCUAUAUUAUUGCUAGCUUGUUCUCUUAAAGAGUGCAUUUUAGGAAAUGAUGACGUCCACACAAGUAUUUUGUGCCUUGUUCCGUCCAUUUUUAUGUAAAGUAUAUAUAAAUAUAUUUGUAAUGUUUACACAAAGUUAAUUUUAAAGUAUUAUUGUUAUAGAUGUAAUUUUGUACAAAGUAUUUACGAUUCAACAGUUGCACAAAUAAACUAUG